AUAAUUGCACAAGAUGGACACAAUGAUUUUCCAUACAUCAUCCGAGGAUGGUACCUGAAUCAAGUCAACGGUGCAGACUUCACGAUUGAGAAAAUGCCAAUUGGGCAAACCGAUAUCCAGCGUAUGCGCGAUGGCCAAGUUGGAGGACAGUUUUGGAGUGCAUAUGUUCCCAGGCCACUCAACAAAUUCGACUCUAGUGAAGAGAAUUUGCUCUGCCUACAACGCACGCUACAACAGAUUGAUCUCAUCCACUUGAUGAUCGAAAAAUCGCCGGAUCAUCUUGCCAUCGCGGAAUCUGCCACUGAUGUCAUGCCAAUAUUCAAGUCGGGGAAAAUUGUUAGCCUUCUAGGUAUAGAAGGACUGCACCAGACUGCAUAUAGUGCAAGUGCACUGCGCAUGUUUCACCGAUUAGGCGUCCGGUAUGCCACGCUCUCGCAUAAUCACAAUAAUCACUGCGCAGAUUCGGCCACUGGUUGUUCCGAGUUCAACGGUGGUUUAUCGGAUCUCGGAAAAGAUAUGCUGCGAGAGAUGAAUCGGAUUGGCAUGAUCAUCGAUCUGUCGCACACUUCUACAGAAACUCAGAAGCAAGCUCUGGCAAUAUCGAGAGCUCCAGUUAUAUUCUCUCACUCAUCUUGCUACACGUUAUGUGCACAUCCGCGCAACACUACGGACGAUGUACUACAUUUACUCAAAGCGAAUGGUGGCGUGAUAAUGAUAUGUUUUCUUCGUGAACUGAUCGCCUCGGUCCCCGCCGAAGCGACACUCUCUCGAACUGUAGACCAUAUUAUUCAUGUAGGUGAGGCUAUCGGUUACGAGCACGUAGGCAUCGGCUCAGACUUCGAUGGUAUGCUACGGGGUCCCGAUGGACUUGAAGACACAACACGUUAUCCCUACCUUGUUGCCGAGUUGCUCCAGAGAGGAGUGACUGAGGCUGACGUUAAAAAUAUUGUGGGACUCAAUGUUCUGAGAGUCUUUCAUGAGAACGAGAGAAUCUCGCGAGCAAUGAAGGAAAGAGGUGCCUUUCUUGCGCUGGAUAUGAUUGAACCGUUGUGGGAAGAUGACAUAAAAGUGCAACUGAGGGAAGAGCGAGCUCGGGUGCGCGCAUUGCAUGGGAGAAAGUCUGAAUAG
Molecule: messenger RNA, 1128 nt
Organism: Bipolaris victoriae FI3
Lineage: Eukaryota; Fungi; Ascomycota; Dothideomycetes; Pleosporales; Pleosporaceae
Exons: 5
Biological process (GO): proteolysis
Molecular function (GO): metallodipeptidase activity
Source: RefSeq, a predicted model, not a curated record